Molecule: messenger RNA, 994 nt
Organism: Phytophthora nicotianae INRA-310
Lineage: Eukaryota; Oomycota; Peronosporomycetes; Peronosporales; Peronosporaceae
Exons: 4
Coding region: 1-888 (295 amino acids)
Source: RefSeq, a predicted model, not a curated record
AUGACAGGUUGGCCAGGUUCACGUCGUCUGUCUUCAAGCCGAGAGAGUGACAGCAUCAAUGAUGCACAAUUCGAUCCCCUUCACUCUGCUGCUGUCAGUCCAUGGGACAAUGUCACCCCAGCAGCAACUCCAAUGGAACCUCAUCGACCACAACAACGGCACAAGAAGAAUGAGGAAUUACACCACCCAGCUCCACCAAUUGCUCCUCGAAAAAUCUCCAUCGGUCCUAUUCGCCCAGUGAAAGUACCGUGGCUUGUGCGUGACCGCAGCCCAGUUAAGCCAGCCGUUCCAAUCGUACCAGCGUUUCCACCAAAACCGAAAAAAAUAGCUCCGCUACACUCAGUGAAGAUCGCCCGAGCAGGCUGGAGUCGCGCGGACAGACUCAAUGCACAGCCUGUCGUUCACGCUUAUCAAGAAUUAUUAAAGCAGACUGAAGCGAUGGAAUUGGAAUCCGCCGAGAACGCUGAAAAGAGGCAAAUGGAUGACGCUGCCUAUCGCAUGGGACUGGCAAACAUCUCGGAUGAAAUGGUCCGCAAGCAGAAGGACCUCAUCCGCUUUCACACGUUUAAGAACGAAGUGGACAUCUUCCAACAGCACCUGGUUCCUUUUAUCUUUGACAUCCGCUCCGAGCAUGAGCGACAAGUCAACUCGAGCGUUUAUCGUCACUUCAACCGCAUGAGAGCAAUCCAGGACAUGGGUAUCCCCAUCUAUAGCCUUGGCGAAUACCUAUUCGAGGACUCGGAUCGUAUCAUUACUGCUCGCACCAAAGACACGUUAUACCGCCGAAUCCGACGUCGCAGCGCUGCACAUUUCAUCGACACGGAACUCAUUCCUCGCCCGGAGCGACAUCGCGGCUCCGUUGUUCAAGCGACAAGCUUGAAUAACUAACUGUUAGCUCCUGCCAUUCUCCAAAGAGGGCAUUAUUUGGUGGUAAAAUUUAUUUAUCAGACACAAAUGAAAUGAAAAAAAAAACAAAGUCCAAAGGUGCCAAGGG